GCUGCAGCAGGGAGGGAGAAAGUGGCAAAGGAUGGAGGAAUGAUUGAGGUGCGAUAUCAGCUCGGAGGAGAGCCGAGAUAAAACGAUCGAGGGGGUCUUCUUUUUCUUCUUCUCUUGCGUGUGAUAAGGAGGAGGAGGAGUAGGCUAAAGGAGGAAGAGGAGGAGGAGGGAUGGAGGGAGGGGGGCAAAGAGACCCCGUCGCGUUUUGACCCUCCGAAACCUCCCCGCACACCGCUACCAUCACCACUCGUCCUCCUCUCCUCUCCUCCUCCUCCUUCUUCUUCUUUUUCUUCUCUCCUUUUGAGACGGAAAACACCAUCGCUCACUCCCAGCCGUGACAUUUUCCAGCCUGUCGCCGUAUGCUGCGUGGACAGCGAGCACAAGGAGCCAAACAGGAAGGGACGCUUUCUGUCUGCCCUCCACAGCACCGAGCAUCAGCGACCGCUGCGAGCCGGAGCAAGAGGCGCACCAGGCGGAGGCGAGGCGCUGCAGGAAACCGCUGCUGCCUUUCACCGGGGGUUCUGGACUACACCGGACACGGCCCGAACAGAGCUGGAUAUUUACGUCUCGGACCACAGGGACAGAGGAAGGGAGCAAAGCUCGCUGGACUAACCGAGCAGCGCAUCAUCAUCUCCAGUGUAGGACUGGCUGUCGGGUCGCAUGGAUAAGAGGUAUGAAGAGCUGGUGCACUACUCAGGGUCGGAGGGCAUGUCAUUGGGGGGGUACGGGGAUGAUGUCCGAACGCUUCCUCCCCCAAACUACGGACCCACCAUCCACGACUCCCUCAAACACCACAAAGACCAGAUCUACGGUCACCCACUGUUUCCACUGCUGGCCUUAGUGUUUGAAAAGUGCGAGCUCGCCACCUGCUCCCCUCGAGACUCCACCUCCCUCUCAGCCACUUCCCACCUCCCUGGCAUGACCAAUCACAGCGAUGUCUGCUCCUCUGAAUCCUUCAAUGACGACAUUGCCGCAUUUGCUAAGCAGAUCCGAUCAGAGAAGCCCAUAUUUUCUUCCAAUCCUGAGCUCGACAACUUGAUGAUCCAGGCCAUACAGGUCCUUCGCUUUCAUUUACUGGAGUUAGAGAAGGUGCACGACCUGUGCGAUAACUUCUGCCAUCGCUACAUCACCUGUCUGAAGGGCAAAAUGCCCACAGACCUCAUCCUGGAUGACCGGGAGGGCGGCUCCAAGUCUGACAUGGAGGACUUCACUGGGUCGUGCACCAGUCUGUCGGAGCAGAAUGCAUCAUGGUUACGGGAGCCGGAUGAAUGUGCCACUACUCCUCUGGGAACACCAGGCACCUGUGGCUUGCCUUCACACAGCACAGCAGACAACUGUAGCGACACAGGCGAUGGUCUGGAUGGAGGAGGGGCCUCCCCCAGUACAGGAGACGACGACGACUCCGACAGAGACAGGAGGAACAACAAGAAAAGGGGGAUCUUCCCCAAAGUGGCCACAAAUAUCAUGAGAGCGUGGCUCUUUCAGCACCUGUCGCACCCGUACCCAUCUGAGGAGCAGAAGAAGCAGCUGUCCCUUGACACAGGACUGACCAUCUUACAGGUCAACAACUGGUUCAUCAACGCCAGGAGGAGAAUAGUUCAACCCAUGAUUGACCAGUCAAAUCGCUCAGGUCAGGGUGGUCCUUACAGCCCAGAGGGAGCAGCUCUUGGGGGCUACGGGCUUGACGGACAGGCCCACCUCGGGCUACGAACAGCAGGUCUCCAGGGGAUGUCUUCUCUUCAGGGUGACUAUACCAGCGCUCUACUGUCCCAACCAGGCUACCCUCCCCACCCGGGCCCCUCCCUCCACCCCUACCCGGGCCCACACCCACACCCCGCCAUGCUGCUCCAUCCGCCACCACACACACAUCCUGCAGAGCCACUCCUCGCCCAGGGACUGGACAUACACGCACACUAGUUGUUGGGGGGAGUCAGAGUGUGAGUGAGAGCAAAUUACUGUAUGAAUGUGUGUGUGUGUGUGUGUGUGUGUGUGUGUGUGUGUGUGUGUACGGUAAGAUAUG
This is a messenger RNA of Sander lucioperca (pikeperch), 2020 nucleotides long. RefSeq names its product myeloid ecotropic viral integration site 3 (gene meis3). Bases 661 to 1917 code for a protein of 418 amino acids. The record is from RefSeq and is a predicted model, not a curated record. Gene Ontology annotation, biological process: brain development; eye development; positive regulation of transcription by RNA polymerase II. NCBI's taxonomy places the organism in Eukaryota, Metazoa, Chordata, Actinopteri, Perciformes, Percidae. The transcript is spliced from 13 exons. Gene Ontology annotation, molecular function: RNA polymerase II cis-regulatory region sequence-specific DNA binding; DNA-binding transcription activator activity, RNA polymerase II-specific.